Molecule: messenger RNA, 363 nt
Organism: Kalmanozyma brasiliensis GHG001
Lineage: Eukaryota; Fungi; Basidiomycota; Ustilaginomycetes; Ustilaginales
Product: Tubulin binding cofactor A
Exons: 4
Coding region: 1-363 (120 amino acids)
Biological process (GO): tubulin complex assembly; post-chaperonin tubulin folding pathway
Cellular component (GO): cytosol; microtubule cytoskeleton
Molecular function (GO): beta-tubulin binding
Source: RefSeq, a predicted model, not a curated record
AUGGCAGACAGCGCAACCACCAAACGUCAGCUGCAGAUCAAGACGGGCGUGGUGAAACGACUCGCCAAGGAAGAAUCGUCCUACCUCACCGAGGCGCAGCAACAGGAAGCGCGCAUCCAAAAGUUCGUCGACGACGGGCGGGAUGAGUACGAUGUCAAGCAGCAGCGCACGGUCCUAAGCGACACCCUCAAGAUGAUUCCCGACUGCAGGAAGCGCUUGGAGAUCGCUGCUGACGACCUGAGUAGCUACGUGGACGGUUUGGAGGACGACGCAAGCAUCACCACAACAGACGAGUUCAUCGCAGCGAAAAACAUCCUCACGGACGUUCAAGAACAGCUCUCCUCCCCGCUACCCAGCGUAUAA